AUGGAGAUAGUGACCUCCGCCGACACCUUCCGCAGCGUCGUCGACCUGCUUCUGUUCCAUUCCCUUGAUCGCCAGGUCUACAGCCGCCUCGUCCGGGGGCUCCAGCAGGACCCACAGAACGUCAAGCGUGCAAUGGGCCUCUGGUUGUGGCUCGAGUCCAUUGGCCAUAACGACUUCGUUCGUCACGUCAACUCCUACAGAGACGGCCUCCUCAUCGGCUUCCUUAGGGAGGCGGAGAUGUGCAUCAGCGCCGUAAUGGGGUGGCUCCCUCCCGGUUGUGAUCUCAGUAUUCCGCUCACAGCGUGGCUCAUCGACGAGCCCAUCGACGUUGGGUUCUUCCUCUUUAACAAGCAGAUCGUCUUCAACGGAGUCUCCCGGAUCUACGCCAGGGUCUGUGACGUGAUCUUUAACGACAGCCUGAUGCUGGUCAUCUCCCAGGAUGGGAGCGACCUGCACCACGGCGGGGUGGUGAAAGGAGGCUGCGUGAUCCAGCCCUCUGAGGAGUGGAUGAGCCGGCAUGGCGCUACCCUGGGGCCAGUGGCUGCCGGCGUCGUUGGGAAGUGGGGGAUGGUGGCGUUCACUGACCCGGAGGCGGCGACGGUUUUUGCGCGCUCGUUCAGGAAGGAUGAUUGCCCUUUCGACUGUGAGGCCACAGGGCCUCCCACUCUGGAGAGGCGAUCCAUAUUCAUAUCUUUCUCCAGGGGCCUCCCCAUCAGCGAGCGAGAAAUUGUGGCCUUCUUCCAUUCGUGAGUUCAGCUUCUUCUUGUUCUUCUUCUCGUUCUUGUUCUUGUUCUUCUUCCUGACGAAAUAUGACAGGAGAUACGGGCAUUGCCUCGAGAACGUGAUGAUCGAGCAGAUGCAGGGGGAGGUUCUGCCCAUGUACGGGAGGAUUGUUUUCAUCAACCCGCGGAAGAUGGCCUCGGUAAUGAACGGGAGGCGCAGCGCUAGGUUCGAGAUCAAUGGGAAUUACCUCUGGGCUCGCAUGUACGAGCCCUCCCACCGCUAG
Molecule: messenger RNA, 1006 nt
Organism: Spirodela intermedia
Lineage: Eukaryota; Viridiplantae; Streptophyta; Magnoliopsida; Alismatales; Araceae
Source: the annotation of a GenBank genome assembly